Molecule: messenger RNA, 699 nt
Organism: Rhodotorula toruloides NP11
Lineage: Eukaryota; Fungi; Basidiomycota; Microbotryomycetes; Sporidiobolales; Sporidiobolaceae
Product: ADP-ribosylation factor-like protein 2
Exons: 5
Coding region: 1-699 (232 amino acids)
Biological process (GO): protein folding
Cellular component (GO): cytoplasm; microtubule cytoskeleton
Molecular function (GO): GTPase activity; GTP binding
Source: RefSeq, a predicted model, not a curated record
AUGGGCCUGCUCACUAUCAUCCGCAAAGCCCGGCUGAAGGAGAAACAAGUCCGCAUCCUCAUGCUAGGACUGGACAACGCGGGAAAGACGACCGUCUGCAAGGCGAUUCUGGGAGAGGAUGUUGACGAGGUCAGCCCGACGCUGGGGUUCAAUAUCAGGACGAUCGUGCAUCAGGGGUUCACGCUGAACGUUUGGGACAUUGGCGGCCAGACUUCUCUCCGCCCUUACUGGCGCAACUACUUCGAGCAGACAGAUGCGGUAGUCUGGGUCGUCGACUCCUCGGACCGAGCGAGGAUGGAGGAUUGUAGGCGCGAGUUGCACGAGCUGCUGAAGGAGGAGAGGCUCGUGGGAGCUAGCUUGCUGGUUUUCGCAAACAAGCAAGACAUCGCGAAUGCUAUGACUGUCGACGAGAUCUCCUCUGCCCUUGAACUAUCGACCCUCUCCUCCUCGCACCACUGGGACAUCCAACCCUGCUCAGCACGCUACGCCCGCCUCACCGCCCCUUCACCCGCCUCCUCCGACUCCCCGCCUGGAUCAGCAGCUCCAGCAUCUCCAGCAGCUUCUCUUUCCAAGGUCGACCCACGCAUCAUGAAGGGACUCGACUGGGUCGUCGCGGAAGUCGGGUCGCGCGUGUAUUACGGCGUGCAGAAUUCGGCGGUCGCGCCAGAAGCCGUUCGUCCGGCUGCUCUAUUAGCUUGA